Messenger RNA from Ostrea edulis (European flat oyster), 2829 nucleotides. RefSeq lists its product as uncharacterized. Bases 1 to 999 code for a protein of 332 amino acids. The record is from RefSeq and is a predicted model, not a curated record. The transcript has 5 exons. Lineage: Eukaryota; Metazoa; Mollusca; Bivalvia; Ostreida; Ostreidae.
AUGCAUGUAGUAGACGACAUUUACACAGAAAUUAAUGAGUUCGUGGCUAAUGUAGUUUUACCCGAGGAUAAUGAGAUCACAGGUUCCAUAGAACGUAUCAGUAAUGAACAUCCACCUUUCACUGAGAUAGAGGAAACCGGAUGUGAAGAAUAUGUUUAUAGCACUUUCAUACAGGGAGACGAGACAUUAUUACUAAACGGAUUGGGACCGGGCUAUAUCAGCGACCUCAUCACUGUGUACGAACCAAAACGAUUUCUGCGUUCAUGCAAUUCACGAUUGCUAGAAAAACCCCGCGUUCGUACAAAGACCUAUGGAGAUCGAAGAUCCUAUUCCAAUGGAAGCAUACGAUGCUGUUAUAAUUUUGUGGAGGUGAACGGCGUUUGUGAACGGUGUCCCACUGGCUAUAUUGGAGUGAAUUGUACAGAGAGAUGUUCCGGUCUCGUUUACGGAUACCUCUGCAGUUUGAAAUGUGACUGUUCAGCUCUGGACUGUGAUUAUGUAGAUGGCUGUCCAAUUACCACAGAGGCAAUUACAGUGGAUUCGACGUCUACAGUGAAUGUAAAAGUAAAUACACCACAAGAAGGAUUUUGGAACAAGAAUGUACAUCUGGUGAUAAUAACAACAUCCGGGACACUGAUAUCGGUGUUUCUGAUACUACGAAUCAUAUGGGAGAAAUGCAGAUAUUGGCGAUUGACAGGUCUUAGUACGAUAAAUGGUACAUCAUACGAAAUGCAUGAAGUGAACGACAUUUACACAGAAAUUGAUGAAGCCAUGGUUAAAGUAGCUUUCCUUGAAGAUAGUGAGAUUACAGGUUCAAAAGAAUGUAUAAAUAACGGGCAUGUACCACCUUUCACUGAGAUGGAAGAAGAUAGAUGUGAAGAAAAUGUUUAUAGUACUGUGUGUAAAAAGUAUACUUUAUCUAAUGAUGAAGCCAAAGAUGAUGAAAAAACUGAUAUGACACCAACAACAAUUAUCGCAUUUGAAAUGGGGGAUGGUUAAGAUGUAAAAGAAAGAUUAUUUCAUCGAUAAACAUUGAAAACAUCCUUGGACAUGAUAAUGUGGAUAUCGGUCAAACUAUUAAUGAGAAGAAAUUGGAGCCAGCUUUUGACUUAAAAAUCAACAUGACAUUAACCACUAUAAACUAGUUUGAAGUGAAUGGUGAAGGUCGAUGUUUUAAUAGUCUUUAUUUUGAUGACAAGACUUACUCAUCUUUUCUGUAAUAAUACAGUAUGAUGAAAUUACGCUAACAUAAUGCAAACGGAACCAGCUCAUAUACUCAUAGCUUGAUCCGAAAAAUAUAUAAACUGGAUCACUACGUAUUCAAAGUGUGUAGACCACAUCAUUUAUGGGUUUAGUAAAUAUUUGAUAUUCUUAAAGAUGCAUACUUAAUAUUUUAUUGCUAAUCUAUACAACGAAAAUCAUACUGACAAAUAAAUAAAAAAAAAAUUAUUGAUUGUAUCUUGUUUCACGUCAAUCUCGAUAAUUUUUCGUUCAUAUACUUCAAAUUUAGGCUUAUUUUCGGCGUUUACGGCCAUGGAGCAGUGAUGGCUCUUAAGCAUGCCACACCUACUGUGACAAGGGACAUCCGUUUUUAAAGUUAUCUCCGAGAACCCUUGACACCUGAUGCCGAGCGUUUGGCGCUUGAACUGCCACUACCUGUUUUAACAACUUAGAUCUGUUGGGAUUAGAACCCGGGGAAUUAUAUAUCAUAUACUAAAUUACAUAGAACUCUUAUUAGCCGCCUUUUGGUUUUAAAAUUUGACUCCUGAUUUCGCGCAUGUUCAGAUUGUGUAGGGCAAAACAAUGCAAAUCAAAGCGAUAAGUACUGAAUUGGAUGAAUUUACGCAACGAAAAUUAUGGCUUUAGACUAUCAAAAAUAUUUUUUCUUGGAUAUUUGGAAACCAUGAUAACAUAAUAGUAGUGAAAUUGAUCUAAAUGUUGUAAUGUUUAAGAUAAGCAUUUCCUAACAUAGAUUCAAAACAUUCGAUUUAUGUUGUUUUUAUUGAAAAUGAAUUCUUUGGAUAUGUUGUUGCUAUGGCAACGGGGUAGUAGUAAACAUUCUACUGAUUUUAUCUUAAUUUUGUAAAGUUUAGGAUGUGUACUUUCUAUCUCAGAUAACCACAAGUUUUGAACAUGUGUUCUUUUUGGCAAUAUCAAUGCAAAAUAUAAUGAUUUAUUCAAUUUUUGUCGAAAAUGAAUUGUUGGAAGAUGUGUUGCCAUCAGUACUUAGUAAUUCAAAAACCACACUGAUUUCUCUUAAGUUUUUAAUGUUUAGGAUGUGUAUUUUAUAUCUUAUAUACCCAGACGUUUUGAAUAUGUGUUCUUUUUUGGUAAUUUCCUACGAAAUUUGACAAUUUAUGUUGACUUCGGUCGAUAAUGAAUCGCUGGGGUAUUUUGUUGCUAUAAUAACAGAAUACUACUAAAACCUAACUGGUGUAUUAUAAUUCUGUAUUGUUUAGUAUGCGUAUUUUCUAUCUUAUACAUGUAUACCCAAAAGUUUUGAACGCUUGUUAUUUUCCCCUCAAUAUGCACAGAAAUAUCAUGAUUUAUGCUAUUUUUGUCAAAAAGCAAUGUUCAUGUUAUUUCGUUAUACUACAUAAAUGUAGUAAAAUAUUGUAUCAAAACAUGGGUUUACUCUUAAUUGUGUUAUGUUAGGGAUGUGCACUUUUCAUCUUCUGUCCUCAAAAUUCUGGCAUAUGUAGAAUAUAUUCAAAGCAUGCCCCUAAAAUUGUUAGAAAAAUGUAAAUGAUGUAUUUGUUGAAACAAUGUACAGUGUACAAUGAAUUGUAAUAAACAAUUUAUAGAAAAUCAUGAAUAAUAUUAUCAUCA